Messenger RNA from Rhineura floridana, 2478 nucleotides. It is a transcript of the gene IHO1, whose product is annotated as interactor of HORMAD1 1. The record is from RefSeq and is a predicted model, not a curated record. Gene Ontology annotation, biological process: meiotic DNA double-strand break formation; DNA recombination; homologous chromosome pairing at meiosis. The coding region runs from base 576 to 2255 and encodes 559 amino acids. The transcript is spliced from 8 exons. Gene Ontology annotation, cellular component: condensed nuclear chromosome. Lineage: Eukaryota; Metazoa; Chordata; Lepidosauria; Squamata; Rhineuridae.
GCCUCACAGAUCAAGCAUCCACAGGCAUCAGAGGCGGCACAAGAAAGAAAAGCAGUCUCCAGAUUCUCAGCAAGAGAGCAGCUCUGGCCGGGGCCUGAACCACCUUCCCCAUCAGAAGAGCCACUUGCAGGAUAAACUCCUUCCAGGCUCUGAAGGUGGAGUGACCUUGCAUGAAAUGCCAAACGGGACCGUGAGCAAUGCACUGCUCUGAAUGGCCCUUGUGGGCCAAUCUCCCUGGCUUCAGAGGUUUAUAAGCAUCAGGCAGCUGACAACAAACCCUUCCACUGCCCCAACUGUGGCAAAAGGUUCACUGCAAAGACGUCGGUGACCAGGCACCAGCUGCUGCACCGAGGUGAACGGCCCUUCAGGUGUUGCUACUGUGACAAAAGCUACAUCCAGAAGAGCCACUUGAAGAGGCAUGACCAGCAGAAACAUCAACCCAUUCAUUAAUUGGAGACUAGCUCUGAACUUGCAUCAGAGAGCAGCAAGAUAUAAGAGAAAUACCUUGUGUCAGCAAGGAAACAAUUGAACAGGCAAGCCUGAGAAAUGAUUUGAAUCUCUGGAAUGUCAAAGAGAUGUUCAGCACUCCCAUAAAAUUGGGGCCUAAUAAAUCAUCCAGCUGGACCAGUGAUUACAACAGUAUGAGUGACUCUCAGUUCCUUUUUGGUUCCCAGUUCUGCCCAGAGAAUUCACAGCCAGCUUCGGCCCCUCUUGAAUUUAGACACGACAAAAGCUCACAGCAAAAUUCUCAGGAUAAUGAGCCCAGUAUUUUUGCCAAAUACCAGUCUAAACCACAGCUCUUUGGAGGUGAUGGAAAGGAAAAAGGAUCACUUAAUUUUCCAGCUGGAGGAUUCAAAGGUGUCUUGGAGCAAUUUGAAGAGAAUAAGAAAAAGAUCAAGGAAAAACAUGAUAAUGAGGUUUUAGACACCUUUAUUUUGAACACUAAAGAGAGUCUUCAAAGGUUGCAGUCUUCCUUAGAUAAGUUUGAAGAAACUUUGAAAUCUGUUUUGGAUGCCUUGGGAAGCCUUUCUAAGACAAUGCAAGAAACAUCUCAGUCUCAUUAUGAAUUGGUACUGAAUGCUUUGAGAGACAAAAAUGAAAUGGAGCAGACAUUACUGGGAAUGGAGAAAAGAUUGGAAAGUAAAGAUACAGAAAUCUCAGAUCUGAAAUCCAGCCUGCAAUUGCUAAAGAAGGGUUUGGAGCAAUUAACAUCUCAGCAGAAUGAGCAGCACUUGAAGCUCUGUGAACAACUAGGCCACCUGCAACUCCCUAGUAUUCUAGCUGAUUUGCAAACUUUCAUUUCUGCACCCAGAGUACCUAAUCAUAUAAAGGACAAUGUUUCCCAGACUUCUCCAGAAAUGCUGAUGACCCAACAACUUUAUGAUUCCCACCUGAGUGUUUUAAAUGCUCCUUCUGGAAGCCAGGUCAUUUCUACUGUUACUGCUUCACAGGGCAAUGAAAAUGUAAACGUACAGCAGAGAAGCCAUUUUCUAGCCAGAGGCUGUAACACUGACAAUCUCCUUUGCACCUGCUGCUCUAGCGCAGCCAUCUCUGCAGGCAGCCAUGAGGAAUCCUGGUUACUUACUCAAGAACCAAGUCAAGCCACACCACUGAGGAAAGUGAUCAAAAGAGACAACCGGACAAAGGGACGUACUACUCUGAGGGUUUCACAGUUUAAUGGGACUCACAUUGACAAUGCAGAUAGCCACAAAAAUGAGAAGCUGGCCGCAGAGAGCAAGAUGCAAAGUAAAGGUAGAGGAAGCAAAAUUAAAAAGAGAAAGCCCCAAAAAUGUAGCCAGGGGAAAAGACUUCAUUCAUCUGGGAAAGAAGGAAAUUGUUCAAAUGUUACGAAUUCCAGAAAAGGGUGUUCUAAGUCAGACAAGUCACAACACUCUUGUAAGGAUACAAGGAAUCCCAGUAAUUCUAAUUCUGGAUCUUUAGUUGUCAGUCAGAAAAAAAUGCCCUGGGGCCAGGAUGGGAAGGCAAAGAAAUUGAAGCUUGUGCUCCAGUCCCAUGGAAAUGAGCAGAAUAUGCCAAAUAUCCAAGUGACAUCUGGACUUAAAAAGAGGGUGGAUCCUUCCAGUCCAAAAAACAAUAGUUUCAGGGCAUGUUCCUCUUCAGAAAGCUCUUUUUCUCAAAACCAGUUGUGGUGGUUCAAUCUCUCUGAUAAUUACUCAUCUGCCUGGGCUACACCAGUGCAGCAGAAGACUACAACAUAUUGCCCAUUAUUUUUUGACAGUGAUUUUUCUGAUUAAGGAUGUUCUGCAAAAGAUGCUUCUUGCCUUUGUAAAAUGUUGUUUUGAAAACCUAAGUACAUCACAAGCAGUAAUAUGUUUUUCUCCUCAAAACUACCACAAUGCAUCAUUCUAACUCAGAGCAAAAUGGAUCUCUCUUCUUUUUUAAAAAUGUCUUGGGCCUAUUUCAGCCUUUCCCAACCAGUGUGCCUCCAGAUGUUGUUGGACCAUAAUUCCCAUCUUU